Messenger RNA from Aspergillus ruber CBS 135680, 570 nucleotides. RefSeq names its product histone H3 family protein. The record is from RefSeq and is a predicted model, not a curated record. Gene Ontology annotation, cellular component: nucleosome. Gene Ontology annotation, molecular function: structural constituent of chromatin; DNA binding; protein heterodimerization activity. The coding region runs from base 1 to 570 and encodes 189 amino acids. Lineage: Eukaryota; Fungi; Ascomycota; Eurotiomycetes; Eurotiales; Aspergillaceae. The transcript has 2 exons.
AUGCCACCAAAGACAGGAAAAGGCCGCAAAGUCGUCUCAGAACCGCGAUCGCGCCCAAGUGCCAGCGACGGAGAAGCAGGCCUGUCAUCAGACCUGCAACAAACCGUGUCGCCAGCAAACAAAAAGAACCCCAAGGCUUCCACUUCCGGAGAAGCAAGAGAAGGCAAGCGACCAUCGGGAGUAACAAAGCCGCCAAAGACAGCAAAAACAUUAGACAUCCAACCCGGUGACCCAACCCCCCAAGGCCGUCCACGCCGUUACAAACCCGGAACCGUUGCUCUGAAAGAAAUCCGCAAAUACCAACGCUCCUUCGACCUCCUCAUCCAAAAGCUCCCCUUCGCGCGCCUCGUCCGUGAAGUCGCCCUGGAACUGCUCCCCGCAGACGUAGGCGAACAGCUCCGAUGGCAGUCGCAUGCGAUCCAAGCACUACAAGAAGCUGCAGAGGCGUUCCUCGUUCAUUUAUUCGAAGAUACUAAUUUGUGCGCUCUGCAUGCUAAGCGUGUGACUAUUAUGCAGAAGGAUAUCCAGCUUGCAAGGAGGAUUCGUGGUGCUUGGGGGGGUUUGGGAUGA